Messenger RNA from Nasonia vitripennis (jewel wasp), 1855 nucleotides. RefSeq names its product RNA polymerase II degradation factor 1-like. The record is from RefSeq and is a predicted model, not a curated record. The transcript has 7 exons. NCBI's taxonomy places the organism in Eukaryota, Metazoa, Arthropoda, Insecta, Hymenoptera, Pteromalidae. The coding region runs from base 1 to 1479 and encodes 492 amino acids.
AUGGCUUCCGGAUCCGUGAUGCUGUUGCUUCUUCUUCUGCUGCUCGGGACAGCUUCGGCGAGGAAGAACGACACAGAGCUUGCGAAGGAUGAGGAGGUGGACGCUGCCGUGGAGCUCGAUCGGGACGUGCUGGAUGUGCAAAGCGAGGAGACCGAGCAGCCUGUGGAGAGCAGCACAAUAAUGGAAGAGCAAGAUUCUCAGGAGACGCGGGUCAAGCCGAACGUGACCUCGACUAACCACACGGAGACGGGUUUCAUGCCGAGUGUGCAUCUCGGGCCGAUUAUAGCCGAUCCCGAGCUCUUCGGCAACGAUCGACACCCGACCAGGUCGCCUUUCAACAGCAUCGAGCCCAACAACCAACCCGGAAACUCGCUGUUCAACAGUGUACGAGCUAUUAAGUUCGGCAAUGGUCAGUCAGACAAUGAGCCUAAGCCCCACCGUAAGACUCAACAGCCACCCUUUCGACCCUCCGAGGAAGACGCGAGUUACGUGAAAUUCGUGGACGAAAAUAACGAAGAGGAACACCCGCAUCGUUAUCAAGCUCCGAGCAGCAAUACUCAAGCCAAGGGUGGGGUUCACAAGAACGUGGCUGAUACGCGUCACGGCGAACCACACGAGCAGCAGGUGCAGCUCACCUACGUGGACGAUAAUUACUACAGCGGACAGCAGCAGCAGUAUCAGCAGCAGUACUCGACUUACGAGACCAAGCCGACCAAGUUCCACGAGGCGCCUGCGUAUGGGCUACCGUACCAGCAGGCGCUAGUGCCGGGUGAGAACGCUUACGCCCAUCAAUACCAACAGUCGCAGCACGACCCCUACAACACGGACGACCACCAAAAGCUCGUGCAGCCCGAAACGGUGAUAAACGUGCACCCGGUGUCCUACCAAACCACAUCCUACGAUGCUCUCACCAACCCUAAGACUAUAGUUUACGUCACCAGUCACGAGACGACGCGCACCAGGAAGGUCCCGUUCCCGUAUUACCAGCCGCAGGUCUUCGAACACACGGAAGCUGCUCCCGUUGUCCUACCGGAACACACAGAGCCCUACCCUUAUCCAAUUUUUUACGAGCCUCAGCAGAAAAGCGUUUCACCGUGGAAGAAGAUUCUUCACAUAAUCGGCGCGUUUCUACCCCUGGGUCUGCUACUCGCUCUCCUAUCGCCACGGGUCAUCACUGCCGAUCCAAACGCCGACCCAAACAUCAUCCUUUCGAAAUUGCGGGUGAACGACCUGCCGGCUGAGCACAAGAACAACCGCCUCGUGUCGUCGCAGACGGACGAGUGCGAGGAGAGAUCCAUCUGCAGGUUGGUCAACGCCGCCGACCCUACGAGUGCCAAUUUUCUCCGGCAUCUGUUGGUUCACGUCGCCGAGAGGACGCCGGAAUCGGCCGUGAGAAAGAAAGAGCUGGACAGGAUUUUCGAAGCGGCAAAACUGGGAAAUUGUGACAUAUUGACGUGCGGCUUUUAUGACGGCACUUAGUCUCUCCGUGGCGAAGAAGUAGAGCACUUUUCUCGUUUGUAAAUUGUCGCGAGUAGCGCGCGUGCUAUAAUUGAUUUAAUGCAAAGCGUGUAAUUUCAAGACUCGCGCGCUCGCGAAAUUCCAUUAAAGACCAUUUUCAUUUUGCGUUCUUAAUUAAAUCAUAAAUCAAGCGAUCGUAGGGAGAUCUCGCUGAAAAAUUUCGAUAAUUUUGAUAGUUAGGUGAUAAAUCGUCGUAAAUUGUAUUUAUACUUUCGACGUAGUCUCUAUAAAUCGUAUAUAUUUAUAUAAAUUAUUGAAAGUACUGUAAUCGAAAAAUAUUUCACCGAAUAAAGAACCACAUCACCAUUUGUGAUAAAAUAAAAUGUACAUAACACAA